AUAAGAAGAAACAAAGUGCUGCUGACCAUCUGAGAAGACACAGGGAUUUGCAGGAGGGAAAAGAAUCUUGGAAUAGAAGAAGACGAAAGAGAAGUAAGAAGGCAGGAAACCAGAAGCAGAUGAAAAAAUCAGUUUCCUUUCACAGGAGGGAUUGCCCUGAAAUCCUCGUCAUAGAAAAUUUACAAAAGGGAAGAAGAAGGAGUAAAAACCGUCAGAGUGGGAAAGGGUCUGGGAACAAGUCGAGUCCUAAGAGAGAUCAGAGAAUUCUCACAAGGGAGAAACCAUAUGAAUGCUUGGAGUGUGGAAGGAGCUUCAUUCGGAAGGCCAGUUUAGCUUCACACCAGAGGAUUCACACUGGAGAGAAACCAUAUGAAUGCUUGGAGUGUGGAAAGAAUCUUAGCUGUAGCAAAAGCCUUACUAUUCACCAGAGGACUCACAGAGAGGAGAAACCGUAUGAAUGCUUGGAGUGUGGAAGGGGUUUCAUUCGAAGGUACAAUUUCGUUUCACACCAGAGGAUUCACACAGGGGAGAAACAAAAGGGAAGAAAAAGGAAUAAAAGUCCUCAGAAUGAGAAAGGGUCUGGCAACAAGUUGAAUCCUGAGAGAGAUCAGAGAAUUCUCACAGACGAGAAAUUAUAUGAAUGUUUGGAGUGUGGAAGGAGCUUCAGUCGGAAGGACAAUUUAGCUUCACACCAGAGGAUUCAUACUGGAGAGAAACCAUAUAAAUGCUUGGAGUGUGGAAAGAGUCUUAGCUGUAGCAAAAGACUUACUAUUCACCAGAGGAUUCACACAGGGGAGAAACCGUAUAAAUGCUUGGAGUGUGGAAAGAGUUUCGGUUGCUUUAGAUACCUAAAGGUUCACCAAAGGACUCACACAGGGGAGAAACCAUAUAAAUGCUUGGAAUGUGGGAAGAACUUUAGUCAGAGCACAGGCCUUAUUUAUCACCAGAGAGUGCACACAGGGGAGAAACCAUAUGCAUGCCUGGAGUGUGGUAGAAGAUUCAGUCGGAUGGACAAGCUCAAUUGUCAUAGAAGGACACACACGGGAGAAAUUGCUUAGUUUGUGAAAAGAGCAUCAGUCAUAGCUCAAACCUUACUGUUCACUACAGACUCCACACAAAAGAGACACCAUGUAAAUGAAGAUUUCCCCAGUCAUGUGGUAGUCAUUGCUUUCAUCGAAGGAGACACACUGGGGAGAAAUUGUAUACAUGCUUAUUAUGUGGAAAGUGCUUGACUAGCAGAAGAAACCUUUCUUUUCACCAAAGAAGUUACACAGGGGAGAAACCAUAUAAGAGUAUGAGAAAACCUUUAGUUUGAGAGGAAGCCUCAAUUAUCACCAAAAGGUGCACACAAGAGAAACCACAUAAAUAUUCCAAGUGUUGAAAGUUCUUUAUGCAUAACUCAUGCCUUACUGUUCACUACAGGCUCCACACAAA
Molecule: messenger RNA, 1434 nt
Organism: Gekko japonicus
Lineage: Eukaryota; Metazoa; Chordata; Lepidosauria; Squamata; Gekkonidae
Product: zinc finger protein 674-like
Exons: 1
Coding region: 120-1058 (312 amino acids)
Source: RefSeq, a predicted model, not a curated record